AUCAAAAUGAACAAAUAAAAUAAAUAUAAAAAUACAAAAAAAAAAGUGACAACAAAUUGUUUGUGAAAACUAUGAGCAGGAGAUCUCCCACGAAGCAAGAUGGAAAUUCGAAAAGCGAGAACUCCACAGAGGAGGAGGAUGAGCUUGCCAUGCAGGCGGCCAUGCGGGAAAUGGUCAAGAAUGCAGAGAUGGACGAAAUGGCACGGAGGAAAAGCCAUCGCCUCAAGGCUCAGCCAACACCUAAGGAAGCGGAUACAAACAAAAAUCAAGUGGAACAAGGUUUACAGACAACUGAAUCUCCGAAAAAGGUUAAAAGUUCCAAGCCCGAGACGACGAAAGCGAAGAGCGAAGACAGUUGGGCUUCUAUUUUUUUCAAGAGAUUGUUCAGGUUUGGAAAUCAAACCAAAAGAAAGGACGGCAUCCAACAGAAAGCCUCUUCUCCAGAGCGAGACAAGCUCUCUAAAAAAGAUUCACCAAAGAAGGAUGUCAAGGAAAACAGACAGAUUUUUAAACCUCAGACCGUAAAUGAAAGGCACUCACCUCCAAGAACCUCCAAGGAGAGUUUUAUGCAUACCGAACGUUAUGUUUCCACUCCCAACCCCAUCUCUAUGCCAGAAAUCGAGGAAAUUAUAUUCCAGGAUAGCGAAUUAGGAAAUGAGCAGCUUUCGGAAGAGCUUGUGCAAAAAUUACAAAAGAUUGAAGAGGCCUCCAAGCCAAAGUCUUGGGUGAGGCCGAAACCGAUUGUUAUAAAUCCAAAGAAGAUAGCUUCUCCCACCAAAGACAUUGAGAAUAAAGUGAAGCCAAAACCGUACGAUACUACAAAGGAAAAACGUGGCCAUAUUAAUAUUUUGACAUCUUCAUUUCCAGGUAGUUUAAACUAUGUCACAAAAGGAAAAUCUGCAGAAAGUCCUAGAGAAAACUCAGCAGAGAAGCAUAAAGAUAACAUUCCUGAAAGUACUGAAAAUUCAUUUAGAAAAUAUAAAGAAAAUACUGAAAAACCCCCUGACACAAAACGGUCUUCGGAAACUCAGUUAAGAAAAUCAUUGGAUCAUCAUGAUUCGCAAAGGACUUUAACAAUCAAGGGACAUAAGCAUAUUACCACGAGAUGGGGCGAUCACUGUCAUUAUGAGGAUCGUCAAGACGGCAUAGAUAAGGUGGCCAAAAAAAAUCUGAUCAUCGCCUGUAUUUUGUGUUUUACCUUCAUGGUUGCCGAAAUUGUUGGUGGAGUUCUUUCCAAAAGUCUGGCCAUCGCCACGGAUGCAGCCCAUUUGCUGACGGACCUUGCCGCGUUUCUAAUAUCCCUGUUCGCCUUAUAUUUAUCGGGAAGGCCUUCGUCACAGCGUCUGAACUUUGGAUGGUAUCGGGCAGAGGUCAUUGGGGCCAUGAUAUCCGUGUAUCUUAUCUGGGUAGUUACAGGCAUCCUGGUAUACAUGGCCAUUCAGCGGCUGAUAAAUAAGGAUCACGAUCUGGAUGCAAAGAUAAUGCUGAUUACCUCGGCACUGGCAAUACUCUUUAAUAUUAUAAUGGCCUGUCAAUUGAGUCACGGACACUCGCACUCUAAUCUCGGGAAUCCAAGUCGAACGAAGAUCACGGAGUCACAUCAUGGGAGCGGAAGUGGAAUAAACUCUCACACGGGAUUAAGAUCCCCAUUGGGUUACUCUGUGUCCACUCAGCUCUCUGUGAAGUCUGAACGAAAUAUUAAUGUGCGGGCAGCCCUGAUCCAUGUGGUUGGGGAUCUCUUCCAGAGUAUUGGGGUCUUUGUGGCCGCCUUGAUAAUAUUCUUUAAGCCCGAAUGGGCCUUCAUGGACUCCGUUUGUACCUUUCUGUUCUCGAUUCUGGUGCUAGGGGUCACAAUUAAAAUAUUAAAGGAUGUCCUUAUGGUCCUGAUGGAGGCCACACCGGAUUACAUGGACUACGAUGAGGUAAAGCGCACAUUCCUCUCCAUUGAGGGUGUAAUGCAUGUCCAUAACUUGAGAAUAUGGGCACUGUCCAUCAACAAGGUGGCCUUGUCUGCCCAUCUGGCCAUUGCCAAGGAUGCUGAUCCACAGUUAAUCCUCGAAAGAGCCACCAGGCUGAUCCACAAGAGGCACAAAUUUUUCGAGACCACUAUUCAAAUCGAAGAGUAUUCUUCUGGCAUGCUCGAUUGUGGUCAGUGUGCGGAUCCCUUAAGCAAAAAGGAUACUCCGAAUCCCAUCGAAAUGGAAGAGGGUACUGCGGUUGGGAUUCUGAAAAAAGCAGAGAAGAAACCCAAGGCUCCGGAAACGGACUGAAAAUAACUGGAACUAUUAAAUAAUUGUAUUUAUUUUUGUAGACUGAUCAUAUUCAAUGUCUUUAGUGAUAGUAAUUGUUAUUAAGUAAUGAUAAAUUAAAUUUCGUUGCCAUUUUUGUAAUCAUUUUAAA
Molecule: messenger RNA, 2400 nt
Organism: Drosophila serrata
Lineage: Eukaryota; Metazoa; Arthropoda; Insecta; Diptera; Drosophilidae
Gene: ZnT33D
Product: Zinc transporter 33D
Biological process (GO): response to zinc ion; zinc ion transmembrane transport
Cellular component (GO): plasma membrane
Molecular function (GO): zinc ion transmembrane transporter activity
Source: RefSeq, a predicted model, not a curated record